AGGCACAGAUUCAGAUACAAAUGAGAUACAAAGCCGAGCUCACGACGACAGCUCGAAACCCGAAACGCUUGGCCCGAAAAUUUUAGCACUUCUUUUUAAAUUUUUGUGCAAUCUCGGGUUUUUUGUUAGUUGUCUAUUGGAGUUCGCAGUGUUUGAAUCGUUUGUUGACCGGGUCCGGUUCGAUCAUCGUGUGAUAAGGAUAUACAUAAUAUAUUCGUAUUUGAAAGUGGACCGUGAACUAUCGGAGCCCAUAGACAUAAGAGACUCUGCAGAAAAUGUCCUCAAAAGUGAUUUCCUCUCUGAUGGCCGAGAGCAUCCUGCUCUCAAAAACGGCCCAAGUGAUCUCCGGUUACUCCCCGAUUACGAUAUUCCUAGCAGCCUCCGUGAUUAUAUUUUUGGUGGUCUAUAACAAACGGCGAUCUCGUCUGGUGAAGCAUAUCGAAAAGAUCCCUGGACCGGCAGCUAUGCCCUUUCUGGGCAAUGCCAUUGAAAUGAAUGUAGAUCAUGACGAGCUCUUCAAUCGAGUCAUCGGCAUGCAGAAAUUGUGGGGCACGCGAAUCGGUAUCAAUCGAGUUUGGCAAGGAACCGCACCACGAGUUCUUCUCUUCGAGCCCGAAACUGUGGAGCCCAUUCUGAACAGCCAGAAGUAUGUAAACAAGAGCCACGAUUACGACUAUCUGCAUCCUUGGCUGGGCGAGGGUCUUCUGACCAGCACCGAUCGCAAAUGGCAUUCCCGCAGGAAGAUUCUAACACCUGCAUUCCACUUCAAAAUCUUGGACGACUUCAUUGACGUCUUCAAUGAGCAGAGCGCUGUUUUGGCAAGAAAAUUGGCCGUCGAGGUGGGCAGCGAGGCGUUCAACCUGUUCCCAUACGUCACGCUCUGCACUUUGGACAUUGUCUGCGAGACCGCCAUGGGUCGCAGAAUCUAUGCCCAGAGCAACAGCGAGUCGGAAUACGUAAAGGCGGUCUAUGGCAUCGGUUCCAUUGUCCAGAGUCGUCAGGCCAAGAUUUGGCUGCAAAGUGAUCUCAUUUUCCGGUUGACUUCGGACUACAAACUUCACCAGAGUUAUAUAAAUACUCUGCACGGAUUUUCCAACAUGGUCAUCCGAGAACGUAAAGCUGAACUCGCCAUUCUUCAGGAAAAUAACAACAAUAACAACAAUGAUGCCCCCGAUGCCUAUGAUGACUUGGGCAAAAAGAAGCGUCUGGCAUUCCUUGACCUUUUGAUCGACGCCUCCAAGGAAGGCACUGUGCUAUCGAAUGAAGACAUUCGCGAGGAAGUGGAUACCUUUAUGUUCGAGGGACAUGACACCACUUCAGCUGCCAUUUCAUGGACCCUCUUUUUGCUGGGCUGCCAUCCAGAGUACCAGGAACGUGUGGUUGAAGAGCUAGACUCUAUCUUUGGCGAUGACAAGGAGACUCCGGCCAGCAUGAAAAAUCUCCUGGACAUGCGUUACUUGGAGUGCUGCAUCAAGGACUCGCUUCGCCUUUUCCCCAGUGUACCGAUGAUGGCUCGUAUGGUGGGCGAGGAUGUGAAUAUUGGUGGCAAGCUUGUGCCAGCUGGAACACAGGCGAUUAUUAUGACCUAUGCCCUGCACCGCAACCCGCGCGUCUUUCCCAAACCAGAGCAGUUCAAUCCGGACAACUUCCUGCCAGAGAACUGCGCCGGACGCCAUCCCUUCGCCUAUAUUCCGUUCAGUGCCGGACCUCGUAACUGCAUUGGCCAGAAGUUCGCCAUCCUGGAGGAGAAAGCUGUGAUCUCUACUGUAUUGCGAAAGUACAAGAUCGAAGCCGUUGACCGACGGGAGGACCUCACGCUUCUGGGCGAACUUAUCCUUCGUCCCAAGGACGGCCUCCGGGUGAAGAUCACGCCCCGUGAUUGAGAAGCUUAUCCCUCAGAACGGGAGGGAUAAUUCAAUUCGAUCCAAAGUGCAUAUAAUGUAAAUAAUUAGAAUUAACCGGACAGCAUAGCGAUAGAGACUAGUUUAUGUUAAACUUUGUAACCGAUGUAAUAUUCAUAAGCUUAAGAAUGAAAUUGAUUAAAUUUGUUUAUAUAACCAAACAUAUUUUGUUAGUUCAAAUCACCAAUAUAAAAGUGCAUAAAAUUUGCAAGAAAACUGAAUAACAAUAGAUAGCCCAAACAGAAAAGAAUCAGUUUCUUCAAUCCGUAAGGCAUAUCAAUAAAGUCUGAAAUAAAUCCUUA
Molecule: messenger RNA, 2203 nt
Organism: Drosophila ananassae
Lineage: Eukaryota; Metazoa; Arthropoda; Insecta; Diptera; Drosophilidae
Gene: Cyp4c3
Product: cytochrome P450 4c3
Exons: 8
Coding region: 276-1883 (535 amino acids)
Molecular function (GO): heme binding; oxidoreductase activity, acting on paired donors, with incorporation or reduction of molecular oxygen; iron ion binding
Source: RefSeq, a predicted model, not a curated record